Messenger RNA from Coffea eugenioides, 3762 nucleotides. Its product is annotated as pentatricopeptide repeat-containing protein At5g39710-like. Gene Ontology annotation, molecular function: protein binding. The transcript has 4 exons. The coding region runs from base 83 to 2830 and encodes 915 amino acids. The record is from RefSeq and is a predicted model, not a curated record. Lineage: Eukaryota; Viridiplantae; Streptophyta; Magnoliopsida; Gentianales; Rubiaceae.
CUAGCUAAAACCCCCCAAAACCCUUCUCAACAGCUGUUAGUCGGAAAACCCAUCUCCGACGACAUCUCCGGUGAAGCUCCGGAUGUCUGCUACUUUGCGCCGUUUACACACAGCUCUGCUCAAGGUCUGUCUCUCUUCCCAACUUUCCCUCUUUCCCUUAACAUCACACACUUUAUCUACUCAUUGCCUUCAAUAUCUCUCACUGCCCUUCACAACCAUUAAUUCCCAUUUUACAUAUUUAAGUCGUACUUAUUCUACUACCUCAUUUGACGGUAAAGAUAUAAUCUUUAUUGACCAGAAGUUCGACUUUCUUGAACAAUUUUCCCCUUUGGCGCACUUAUCAAACUCACCAAACACUGUAAUAAAUUCGAAAGAACGGCGUAAAAUUGUGAUUGGGCUAUCAAGAAUGAUUAAACAGGACCAAGAUUCUGUAUUAAAGGGAUUUUCCAGUAGGUUUUGCCCCUAUUUGCUUGUAGAAAUCUUGAAAUUAUUUGAAAACCGCGAAGUCUCAUUUGCAUUUUUCAAGUUGGUCUUCUGUGAUGCUUCGGAAUUCAUAGUCCAGUCGUGUUGUAUUGUCGCACAUGUCUUGGCUGCUGAGGGGUUGAGGUUGAUGGCACAGGAUGUUCUCUCUUGUGUAAUUAGUAGAAUUGGUGAAUGUAGGAGUAAUGAGUUGGUAGAGUUUAUGUGGAGAGAGCAUAGCAAGUAUGAGUCAGAUUUCUCGGUUCUUGAUUCUUUGAUGAGGGUGUUUGUGAAUGCAGAUAUGGGUUCCCAAGCAUUGAAAAUCUGGGAUAGAAUGAGGGAGGUCAGAAUUAGACCAAGUUUAUCAGCUGUUAGCAUUUUCUUUGCGCUGCUAAUUAGAGUUGGUGAUUACGGUAGUGUAUGGAAGUUAUUUAGAGAUAUGAUCCAAAGGGGACCUUGCCCGAAUAUUUUUGUGUAUAAUGUGAUGAUUCUUGGCUUUUGUAGAAAAGGGUGUGUUAGAACAGGAGAAAGCUUGUUGUUUUUGAUGAGGAAGUAUGGUUGUGAACCUGAUGUUAUUGCACAUAAUUUGCUAAUAAGUGCAUAUUGUGUGAGAGGCUGGACAUCUCAUGCUCUGAAUUGGGCGCAUUUUAUGGCGGAAAGCGGUUGUGAACCAAGCACUGCCACAUUUGUUACAAUUAUUAAUUCACUCUGCAAGGAGGGCAACAUUGUAGAAGCAAGGAAAAUGUUUGAAGAAAUGCAAGAAAUGGGUGUUUCACCAGGCACUGUGACAUACAAUGCUUUGAUGGAUGGCUAUGUAAAGGCAAGAGAAAUUGGUGAGGCUAAUAUGCUCUAUGAGGAAAUGCGGAAUAUGAGAGUUGCUCCUGAUGGUAUAACUUUUAACAUUUUGGUUGCAGGAAACUACAAAUAUGGGAGGGAAGAUGAUGGCAACAGGUUCUUAAGGGAAUUAUCUAUGAUGGCUUUGAUUCCUGAUUGUUCAAUAUCUGACAUGUCCAUUUCAGGAUUGUGUUGGGCAGGAAGGUUAGAUGAGGCUUUGCACUUACUGAAGACUAUGCUUGAGAAGGGCAUACCUGUUAGCAUAAUUGCCAUCAAUUCGCUCAUUUGUGCUUACAGCAGAGCAGGACUGCAUGAGAAAGCUUUUGAAGUGUAUAACAUAAUGACAAAAUUUGGUCUUACUCCUUCUGCUUCCACAUCUACUUCUCUGCUGAUAGGUCUAACUAAAGUAGGGAAGCUUCAAAGUGCCAGAAACCUUAUGGAUAAGAUGAUGCAGAAAGAGUUUCCAACAAACCAAGUAGCUUUCACAGUGCUUCUGGAUGGACAUUUCAGAAAAGGGGAUAUCAUGGGAGCUUUUAGCCUGUGGGAAGAGAUGGGAAGGAGAGGGAUGGCUCCUGAUGCUGUUGCCUUUUCUGCCUUCAUCAAUGGACUUUCUAAGGCCAAUUUUGUUGAAGAUGCAUAUGAUUGGUUUAUAGAAAUGAAAAGAAAAGGACUUGUGCCUAACAAUUACACUUAUAAUUCUUUAAUUGCUGGUUUUUGUAAUUGUGGGAAAUUGGACGAGGCAUUGAACUUGGAAAAGGAGAUGAGGCAAAGUGGGCUUCUUCCAGAUGUCUUCACCAUGAAUAUCAUCAUUAAUGGGUUUUGUAGACAAGGAAGGAUGAAAUCAGCAAUUGAUACCUACAUGGCAAUGCACCACAGAGGGAUAAUUCCAGAUAUAGUUACUUACAAUACUCUCAUCAGUGGAUAUUCUAAGGUAUUUGACAUGGUGAAUGUGGAUAAUCUUGUAAAUAUGAUGCAUGCCAGUGGUUGGGACCCAGAUAUUACAACCUAUAACAUAUGGAUUCAUGGUUCUUGUAGCAGCAGGAGAAUGAACCGUGCUGUUAUGAUAUUAAAUGAGCUUGUUUCAUCUGGAAUAGCUCCAAAUACAGUGACAUACAACACUCUAAUGAAUGGUGUUUGCAACGAUAUAUUGGAUCGAGCAAUGAUUUUGACAGGAAAAUUGCUUAAGAUGGGGUUUGUCCCAAAUAUUGUUACGACUAAUCUCCUGUUGUCUCAUCUUUGCAAGCAAGGUUUACCUCAGAGGGCCUGGAUGUGGGGGCAGAAGUUGAGGCAGAUUGAAUUUGAGUUUGAUGAAAUAACGUACAAGCUAUUGGACAGAGCAUACCAUGACAUACAUGGAGAUGCUAAAUAUGUAAAAGGGACUGCAGGAAAGAUCCUUUUUCUAGAUUUUCUUAUGUACAUUACCUAUGACUACUUGUGCAGAAACAAGCUUUGCAGUGAAAAGAGUGAUGAAUCUUUUGAACUGCUGGAUUAUGGGACUGCAGGGUACUCAAAGACAACUUGCAGGGUAGCUUUGUAGCAUGUUCAUAGAAGGUUUGAUACAUUGAAACUGAAGUGAUGAAAAAACAAGUAGUUCAAAAAAAAAAUUUGGAACCAACUCUAAGUUGGGCAGCAACCACUAGUAAUAUGAGAGGCUGGAAACCUGGAAAGGAAAAAAAUAUUCAUAAUUGAAGAGGUUGCUGCCUCCACUAGAAUUGAACGAUGAAGCAGUACUUUCUCUCCUGCCGAAAUUGCUUAUGCUAAAUCACUGAAAGCUUUUCACCAGUAUUUGUGGCUACUGCUUUGAUAGCUAUAAAGAAUGACCUGAAGACCCAUGUAGUGAAUUGGAAAAGUGGGAUACGAAUGCUGUGGAUCCUUGUAGUUUGGAGGAUGGUUACCUGCUCUCCUACUGGCUCUGUCUCUGCCCUGUAAGAACCUUUCAAUGAAGCUACCAACUUGCUUAACAAGAUUGAAAUGCAGCUCGGCACCUUUCAAUGAAGCUACUACCUUGCUUAACAAGAUUGAAAUGCAGCUCGGCAUUCUUUGUAAAUUGGUCCUUGAGCAAACAAGACAUCAUUAGUGCAUACUGAUAUCGUCAGUGGCAUGGGGAGACAAAUUGAUGUGGGAGCAGAAAGAAAUCUAUUUGCCGAUAUGAACAAUCAAGCCAGCAGGCAUUGCUAAUUCUUCAGUUGGAGAGUUAGGCGAUCAACGGCUAUUACAGUUCACAUGGGAGUGGCAGAAGCCAUGGAAAUUCUCAGAAUGAAUUACAGAUUGUGAUGAGACUAUCAUCAUAAAUUCUUACAUUAUAUAUAUACACACACACAUAUAUAUAAACUUUUUAUGCAUUGAGCAGCUCUGGGCUUGCAUGUAUCAUUUACUUUUUACACCAAACCUCAUCAACUACAUUAAGGUUUCAUUAGUUAUGCCUUCUUAUGAAAACAAAGUUUUGAUGUCCAGAAAUCGUGGAAUCUU